Messenger RNA from Sporisorium graminicola, 3732 nucleotides. RefSeq lists its product as uncharacterized. The transcript has a single exon. The record is from RefSeq and is a predicted model, not a curated record. Lineage: Eukaryota; Fungi; Basidiomycota; Ustilaginomycetes; Ustilaginales; Ustilaginaceae. Gene Ontology annotation, molecular function: RNA binding; zinc ion binding; 5'-3' RNA exonuclease activity. Gene Ontology annotation, cellular component: nucleus. Gene Ontology annotation, biological process: nuclear-transcribed mRNA catabolic process. The coding region runs from base 1 to 3732 and encodes 1243 amino acids.
AUGGGUGUCCCCGCUCUCUUCAGAUGGCUCUCGAAGAAGUAUCCUCGCAUCGUCUCGUCGGUGCAGGAGGAGGAUCCAAAAACAGCUCCCGGCCCAGAUGGUACCGAGAUCACACUACCGCUCGACACUUCCACACCAAAUCCCAACGGUGAAGAGUUCGACUGUUUAUAUUUAGAUAUGAACGGCAUCGUACAUCCAUGUACACAUCCGGAGGGCAAACCAGCGCCAGAAACCGAGGAGGAGAUGAUGAUCGAGGUGUUCGCAUACACAGAACGCGUCGUCAACAUGGUCCGUCCGCGUCGUCUCCUCAUGAUGGCUAUCGACGGCGUUGCUCCACGUGCAAAGAUGAAUCAGCAGCGAUCGCGUCGUUUCCGUGCUGCGAAAGAGGCGCGCGAGAAGCACGAGGAGAAGGAAGCCGCCCUCGCAGAGUGGAAGGCCAAAGGUCUGCCCGUCACCGACGAUGCACUCGAAUCCAAAAAGGCCUGGGACUCGAACGCCAUCACCCCGGGCACUCCCUUCAUGGACCUUCUGGCCGCCUCGUUACGCUUCUGGGUGGCGCAAAAGAUCAACACAGAUCCCGGCUGGAAGGACGUCCAGGUCAUCAUCUCGGAUGCCAGCGUUCCCGGUGAGGGAGAACACAAGAUCAUGGAACAUAUCCGUCGUCAGCGAUCCCAUCCUGAACACGACCCCAACACCAAGCACGUCAUCUACGGUCUCGACGCCGAUCUCAUUAUGCUCUCCCUCGCCACCCACGAGCCUUACUUCAAAGUGCUUCGUGAGGACGUCUUUGCCGCUGACAACAAGCCCAAGACUUGCAACCUCUGCGGUCAGCCAGGCCAUUUUGCCGCCAGCUGCACAGGCGCUGCCAAGAAAAAGUCGGGCAAACACGACGAGAUCGCGCCCACGCCUCCCGAAAAGAAGCCAUUCAUCUUCUUGGAUGUGGCCACACUGCGCGAGUACCUCGAAGUCGAGCUCAAUAUUCCGCAGCUUCCCUUCGCCUUUGACCUCGAACGCGCCAUCGACGACUGGGUCUUCCUCAUCUUCUUUGUCGGUAACGAUUUCCUGCCCCACCUGCCCUCGCUCGAGAUCAGGGACGGUGCCAUCGAUACACUCCUCCGCAUCUGGAAAAAGGAGCUCCCGGCCAUGGGUGGCUACCUUACCAACCACGGUCGCGUCGAGCUCGGUCGCGCCCAGCUCAUUCUCAGCGGUCUCGCCUCCGAAGAAGACGAGAUCUUCCGUCGCAGGAAGGAGGACGAGGACAGGCGCGAGAACAACAAGAAACGACGCGAGGAGAUGCAGAAGCGCAGAGAGCGCGAGCUCGACGAAGGCAACUUUGGCAACGGCUCCAUGGUCCCCGUUGUCACCAAGAAGCGUCCGGCUCACGAGACCGAGAAGCCGGCCUUCAACGGCGUGUCGGCCCAAGACGCACGCGAUCAGGCCAACAGCAACAACAAGUCGUACGAUCCACGCAAGAAGACCGUCGUACUGGGAGGCGACAACAACCAGGUAGUCCGCGAUCGAAAUGCUGCGAGGCAAGCCAAUAUGGAUGCUGCCGAAGCGCUUAAGGCUGAACUCAUGGGUGGCACCGCGGCAAAGGAAUCGGAGACCGAAGUUGAGCCCCCUGUCAAGAAAGUCAAGACUGAUUCGGGUGCCGAGGCAGUCAGAACAGAUGAGCAGGAGAACAGCGAACCGAACCCUGUUAGCGUCGAAGCGAAAGCUGAUCAAGGCGACGCUGAUGCGGUGGCGAAGACCGAAGGCGAAAACGGCAAUGGCGAUGCUGACAAAGCUGAUGCUGACGAGGACACUGCAGCCGACGCUGACGAAGAUGUCGACGACGACGAAAAUGACGACCUCGAGGGUAACGAGGACGUUGACCCCGUUACUACCAUCAAGAAGCGUACGGUCAACGCAGACGGCACUGUUGACUACGAAGAUACUGUCAAGAUGUGGGAGCCGGGCUACCGCGAGCGAUACUACAAGGAGAAGUUCGGCGUCGAUCUCUCCGACACCGACUUCCGCCGACAAGUCGUCAAGUCCUACAUCGAGGGUCUCUGCUGGGUAUUGGCCUACUACUACCAAGGUGUGCCUUCGUGGCAAUGGUACUACCCUUUCCAUUUCUCGCCGUUUGCCGCCGACUUUGAGGACCUUGAGUCGCUCGACAUCAAGUUUGAGCUCGGUGCGCCUUUCAGGCCGUUCGAGCAGCUCAUGGGAGUCCUCCCCGCCGACUCGCGUGCCUCGAUCCCGUCAGCGUUCCAUCCGCUCAUGACUGAUUCCGACUCGGAAAUUAUCGACUUUUACCCGGGCGAGUUCGAGAUCGAUAUGAACGGCAAAAAGAUGGCAUGGCAAGGUGUCGCCUUACUUCCCUUCAUCGACGAAAAGCGUCUGCUCGAUGCACUCAAGGAAAAAUACCCGCUGCUCAGCGAGGAUGAGGUGCGCCGUAACGGAUUCGGCAACAACACGCUCUUCGUUGGAAGCGAGUCGCGUCUGUACGACUUUUUGUGCGAAGAGAUCUACGCAAAGAAGCCUUCCACCGAGGACGGCAAACCCAAACCCGUCCCCGUCAACCCAGCCCUCAGCGGCGGUGUCACGGGCUACGUCAAACCCGACCCCGUCUGCGUACCCGGAUCGACAUUCAACUCGCCCCUCACCGGCCAGGACCUGCACGACAUUCACAAUGACCGCUCGAUCUCGGUGCUCUACGACUUCCCGGACCAGAAGACGCCACACCGAUCGGUGCUGCUCAAGGGACUCAAGCCACCCAAGCGUGUACUCUCGGCUGCUGAGAUCGACUGGGUCAAGCGAGGAAGCCCUGACAAUCGUGGUCGUGGUCGAGGCCGUGGCGGCCACUUCGGAGGUCCCGGUCGAGACUUCCACCGCAACAACAAUAACAACAGCAACAGUAACAGCAGCCAGCAGCACCCGAACCAGAACAACGGCUACGGUGGUGAGAAUGGGCAUACGAAUCCAAACUUCCGCGGUCACAACGGUGCUGGCGGCUAUGGUGGAUCCUAUAAUGGCGCAUCUGGCGGUGGCGGUGGAGGAUAUGGAGGCCAUGGCGGUGGAUACCAGCAAGAGCACCAGCCAUACGCGCACAAUGUCGGUGGCGCUGGCGGAGGAUACGGCGGCUACGGUGGCUACGGCAGCAGUGGUGGCUACGGCGAUGGUGCAGGAGGAGGAGGAUACGGCGGCUACGGAAGCGGCGGCGGCUACGGUUCCGCACCAGCUGCAGCGUCGGCGUACUCUUCCGGAGGCGGCUACGACCCUUAUGCUGGCUACGGCGGCAGUGGUGGCGGAUAUGGCGGCUACGGCGCACCCUCGUACGCUCCUUCCGGCCCAAGGCGCGACGACAGAUACGCAGCAUACACGCAACCGAGCGCACACGUUGGUGGUGGCCGUGGGGGACGUCAACCCAACGCCAACUACGCUGGAUUGCCGAGUCUAGGCGGCCCCCCUCCGGCUGCCGCCCCUGCUCCAGCUGCCGCGUACGGAGGGUACGGUGCGGCUGCUCCCACUCCUGCCGGCGGUGCUGCCUACGGAGGCUACGGCGGAGGUGGAUACGGCGCGUACGGUGCCGCACCUCCUGCUCGGGGCUAUGGCGGUGCUCCCCCUGCUCCUCACCGCGGAGGUGGCAGAGGCGGUGGCAGAGGUGGUGGUCGCGGCGGUCGCGGCGGCGGUGGCAACAGCAGUGCUUCCUACGGCGGCCACGGUGGCGCGUACGGCUCGUUUUACUGA